Molecule: messenger RNA, 2945 nt
Organism: Protobothrops mucrosquamatus (brown spotted pit viper)
Lineage: Eukaryota; Metazoa; Chordata; Lepidosauria; Squamata; Viperidae
Product: ankyrin repeat and fibronectin type-III domain-containing protein 1-like
Exons: 16
Biological process (GO): signal transduction; establishment of mitotic spindle orientation; regulation of establishment of bipolar cell polarity
Cellular component (GO): spindle
Molecular function (GO): protein binding
Source: RefSeq, a predicted model, not a curated record
UUGUAAGCCUGGAGAGUCGUUCUUUGCAUCUGGCAACCCUGGUUCGGGAAGCAGAACAGCGGGUCAACGAUCUCACCGCGCAGGUGGUGAACGAGGUGCCCGACGCGGAAAGCUUAGAAAAAGAGAAACAGCUGAAGGCCUGGGAAUGGCGCUACCGGCUUUACAAGCGCAUGAACGCCGGAUUUGAGCACGCACGAGUUCCAGAUCCACCUACAAAUGUCCACCUUUCAGUGGCCAGCAGCACCUCUGUCGAAGUGUCAUUUCAGGAGCCUUUAAGUGUCAAUUCAGCGAUUGUCACCAAAUACAAAGUCGAGUGGAGCUGCUCUCCUUCUUUUUCCCCACCGCUGGGCGAAAUGGUGAUUGACAAGCUGAAAAAACUCCAGAUCACCAUCCACGGCCUUGUCUCGGGUACAGCUUAUUAUGUCCAGGUGUCUGCCUAUAACAUGAAGGGCUGGGGAGCCCCCCAAACCUCCCUACCAGCCUACGCCAUCCCCUCAAAACCAUGUAAGAACCAACCCCAAAGUAGAAAACAUUCUGUCUCCAAAAGUCUCAAAUACCUCUUUCAUCCUGGUAGCAAAUUUUUAAAGGCCCUGAAAAGGGGUCUCUAUCUCGCCUCCAUUUUCUACAAGGAUGACAAUAUUCUGGUGACCCCCGAAGACCAGAUCCCGGUGGUGGAGAUUGAUGACACCUAUUCCUGCUUGCUUAUGCAGGAUUUCCUCUGGUUCACCAAGGUGUCGUGCAUGUGGGAUGAAAUCAUGUGGCUACGACAGUGCGUUUCCGUCUCCCAGUCUUCCUGUUCAUGCGUUCUCCAAACGCGCUUCAAGAUGCUGCUGGCCAUCUCACAGAUGCAGGGUCUGCUAGGAAUCCAAGACCUGGGUCAGGUGUUCUUCGAACCCAUCAAAGACAAGCAGGGGAACAUUUUGGUGGUCACCCUAAAAGAAGUGAAGACCACCCAGACUUUUGAGAGCGUUCGCUGGGUCCCUCUCUUGAAGCUGCAGACCACUCGCAAGUCAAUUUCUUCCCCCGAAGAACCUACAGCUCUGGAUGUCCUUCUCAUGACCAUGCAGGAGAAAUUAGCUUACCAUCAGAACAGCAGCCAAGCACUUCACCCUGGACUUUAUCUGGGUUACCUGAAGCUCUGCAGCGCAGUUGACCAGAUCCGAGUACUGGUGCCUGAACAAUUACCCAACAUCUUAUGUCAUGUGAAAAUACGGAGCAAUCCCAACAUAUCUCGAGAGGAAUGGGAAUGGCUGCAGAUCCUGGCUAGCAUGGAAGACCCCGUUCCCUCGGAGCAAGAACUGGAAACUUCUCAGCAGCUUUUUCUGCAGGAGCUCCAAGGGGCCAUCAGAGAGUUGAUGCAACUGGUCAACAUCCCACUCCACGAGGCCAAAGAUUUCCGCCUGUACAGUCAGGAAGUUCUGGACUUUGGAAGGCACGUCUCCUUUCUUCUACUUCUUCCUCCUUCAGACGAUGUGUGUACUGCCCCUGGCCAGAAUAACCCUUACACCCCUCGGACUGGCUUCCUCACUCUCCCUCUUCAGAUCUUCGAGCUAGUUCACUUCUUCAUUUACGAUCAUGAGUUCAUUAGUCAGUAUUGCCAAGUAUCUGCAUUUCUAGAGCUGGAAUCGCUCCUCUCUCAACAGAGCCUCAGGGAGGCCUUUUCGGACUCAGAAGUAACUACUGCCAAGCAGCGGCACCAACAAGUUCAGGAUUAUAUGCAGCAAAUGGAAGAGAUUUGGCGAGAAAUGCGUUGGAUGAUGGAUGCCUUGCAACAUGCCCGGUACAAGCAACCCUCUUGUGGCCUCCCCCUUGUGUGGUUCAUCAAAGAAUCGAGCACAGCACAAAAUGAGACAACUCAGUCAACCUCUUCUCACUUAGACUUCCUUCCCUCGCCAAACCCGUCUCCUGAAAUGAGCCGUAAGCUCAACUCUGACUCGCACGGGGUCUCGGAUGAGGAGGGCUCCUCAGAAGUGUUCUUAGCCACUGACAGCGAUUAUGACUCCAGCAGCGCCCAGAGCCCUCGGGAACUGGACCUCGUCUACUCAUCCUCAGGCCUCGAAUGCUAUAGGAGGAGAACUCCCCGCCCUCUGAGGGACAGCGCCCCGGACGUCCUCCAGAGCCAUGAGCUCAAGGCGCCUGCCAUGCCUCCGAAGGAGCCUCCGUCCCUCUCCGAGCAAUACGACAGUGAUUUUGUGCUUCCCAGCCGGCAGAUUGAAUUGCUGCGCAUCACGGAGAAAAGGCAGGCCUACUGCGUCCGGACCAGCAGUCUGGAUUUCCCCAAGCCCUUUUGCCACGGGGCCAGGAAGUCUUGCCCUGGUUCGGUGGACAGCUCCCCAACCGAGAGCAGGACUGCUGCCCACUGCAGCCCCGUGCCAACCGUAACGAGGUCGGCUUUCAGCUCCAGCCACGAUUGGCACACCGAGAGCUCGGGGGCCGUGUUUCGGACACGUUCAGUAGAAUGGACUCAGACCUUCCGGGAGACCUCUGAGCCGGGACAUGUAGCAAACUGGGUCAGAUUGCCAGGUUCUUUCAUCGUACGUGUGUGCGCUCAGUACAACACGGGGCUCUCCAAAGAAACCAGCGUCAAGCUGCCCCUCACUAACAAGAUGUCGGCAGAAGACGUGGUGAAGCUGGUGGUCCAGGAGACGAACGAGGUCUCGCGCAAAGUCCUGGGAAAUGCCAACUCUGUCUGCUACAGCGAAGAGCAGUUGGGCCACUUCGCACUAGUGUUCGUAUCGGAUGACGUGGAACAGUGGCUCCCCAGCAAUUUUCUCCCCCUCUCGCUCCAAAAGACCUGGCCCAACGGGAGGUUCUACGUCCGAAUCAAAGACACGUCCCCUCUCUUGUUUCGACCAAUACUAGUGCCUUUUCCAACAUGCGAGGUGUUAGUUUACAGAACUAGUGGGAUUUACAGCAAGAACCAGGAUCUUGAGGUGGCCAAGUAG